AGAGUGAUGUGAAAGAUGCAGGGUCACAUCUUCCUGCUCGGCUACUUAGUAGCUUUUGCCCUCCCCAUCUCUCUGGCCUUCAACAUUGACACGAACAACCCUGAUGUUCAUGCCGGAGAAAAAAAUGAUUUUGGAUACAAAGUGCUUCAGUUCAUGUCUGGCACAACAAAGGGUGAGAUAAUCGUGACUGCACCUCUACAGCUAAAUGGAUCUGGGGGAAUUUGCAAACCUGACCAACACCAAACCACAAAUUGCUUCAACCCUAGAGGUACAUAAAUACAUUUCACUGCGAAUGCAACAGUACCAGUCAAACACUUUGGCCUGUCGAUAGCUGAGGAUUCAACAAGCUCCCAUUUCACUGUUUGCAGUCCAAGUGUGGGCCAUGAAUGUGAUGAGAACUCCUACCUGAACAGUGUGUGUUACAUGUUUACAAAUCAACUUCAGGAAUUAUCCUCAUUCAAACCUGUUUUUUCAAGAGUGCACAGAAAAGACUGUGGACCUUGUGUUCUUUUUGAUGGAUCUGCAAGUAUGACUGAAGAAGAGUUCAACAAAAAUAAAUUGUUCAUAAUGGAUAUAAUGAAAACCCUCACGAGCACAUCAGUUAUGUUUGCAGCAGUUCAGUUCUCCUCAAACUACAGGAAAGUUUUUAACUUUAAGGACUUCAGAGCUGGCACUGCCCUGGAUAAACUUGAAAAGGAGGGUCAUUUGAAGACUCUGACCAACACGCACAAAGCACUCAAAUUUGUGUUGGAAGAGAUCUGAAACCCAGACUCGGGUGCCUCACCUGACUCAACUCAAGUCCUGGUGCUAAUCACUGAUGGAGAUCCCAGCGACACAGAUAGACAUAGGGUUAUUAAGAAAUAUGAUGACAAAAACAUCAUUCGCUUUGUCAUUGGGGUGAAAAAAGCUGAACUGGACAAAUUCAGGGCCAUUGCUUCAGAACCAAAAGACAAAAACGCCUUCAAAAUUGAGAACUACGACGGACUCGCAGGAGUACUGGAGAACUUGCAAAAGAAGGUUUUUAACUUGGAAGGCUCCAAAGUGGCUCGGGCAGGAAACAUGACAAAUGAAAUGUCACAGAGUGGAUUCAGUGCAGUUUAUUACAAGGACACUUUGAUUCUUGGUUCAGUGGGAACAAACACCUGGAGUGGUUCUCUUCAAGAGCUUCACGGACCAAAUACAACACAAAUAGAAGAUCCUCACAUGCUGAUGGACUCUUACAUGGGGUACUCUGUUUCUGUUGGGGAGAGGAAGGCUCCUCUGUAUUUCACUGCACCAAGGUUUCUGCACACAGGACAGGUUGUGCUUUUCAUUCAGAAUGAAAAGAAGUGGACUGCAGCGCACAGAGAAGACGGAGACCAGUUUGGUUCCUACUUUGGUGCAGAGCUGUGCUCAGUAGAUAUCAACUCAGAUGAUGACACUGAUUUCUUACUGGUUGGAGCUCCUUUGUUUUACAAGCCUCAGGAAAAGAAAGAAGGCCAGAUCUACGUCUACACUCUGACUGAUGAGAGGAAACUGAUAAAGGUACUGGUUGUUACUGCACCAUCCAUGGGGAGAUUUGGUACCACCAUUUCUAGUCUUGCAGACCUGAAUGGAGAUGGACUUCGUGAUGUUGCUGUUGGAGCUCCCCUGGAGGAUGAAAACAGGGGGGCGGUGUACAUCUAUCUCGGUGACAGACACAAAGGGAUCCGCAGCAGUUUCAGCCAGAGAAUCCUAGGGCAGAAAAUAAAGCCUGAGCUGAGAUUCUUUGGACAGGCUAUUGUUGGGAACAUUGACCUCGGAGAGGACGAACUGCCAGAUAUUGUGGUGGGAUCACAGGGCAUGGCUGUUGUUUUAAGAUCCAGGCCUGUCUUUAAUGUCAUAGCAAGACUAUCCUUUUACCCUGAGGAGAUCAGUAAGGACAAAAUUGACUGCCUGGGCAACCAAGAUGAAAUUUUACCAAUGGUUACCCUCACAGCCUGUUUUAAAAAGAUGGAAACAACAAAGAGCAAAGCAGCAGCAUUGAGCUCUGGACUGAACAUCUCAUACACGCUUGAUGUGGAUCCAAUGAGACAAAAAACCAGAGGUUUCUUCAGUCAACUUGACAGGAAAGCCAGGAAUGUUACCUCAACCUAUGAGCUCAUGGAUAAAGACACCUGCUUCAACUACUCCAUCUACAUGCCAAAAUGUGUUGAAGACACAUAUUCGUCCAUCCCCAUCAAGUUGCAGUUUUCCCAAGAUGACAGUGAGGGCGCGAGUGCUGUCCUGAAUGUGGACAGCAAAAGACAGGCUGUCGUGGAGAUUCCCUUUGAAAAGCAAUGUAGGGGAAAUGACACCUGUAUUGCUGAACUGGAAGUGGAUUUUAACUUUAUGACGCCGACAUUGCUGGUGACAGAAGACAAUUACUUCAACGUGUCACUAGUGCUGUCCAAUCAUGGGGAUGACUCAUACAACACCAGCCUUACAAUGUACUAUCCUCCAGGCCUCUCCUUCUCCAUGAUGACUCUUACAAAGUGGACCAGACCCAUUCUUCACAGCUGUUAUGAUCUUAAAGACGUUCUCAACAAAACUAUCUGUGGUGUCAGCCGCCCCGUGUAUCGCAGCCUGUCAGUUGCAACAUUUCAUUCGUCUUUCCUCAUCAUGACCAACUACGAGUGGAACGACACCAUUGCGAUGACUAUCACUGGAAAUAGUGACAACACAAACUCCACUGGGACCAAUUCCCUGACCAAAAGCAUCCCAGUACAAUUUGAAGUCAAAAUGGCAGUGACUGUGAAAGAAGACUCCAUCAACUAUCUGGACUUCACAACAGAGGAUACUGCACCAAAAAAAAUGGUUGCAAUAUACAAGAUAAAUAAUCCUGGUUUGAAGGCCUACCCUGUAAAUGUGUCCUUGUUCUUCCCCACUAAACUGGAACACAACUUUGAAAUGACAAACUAUCAAGUCUUGGUCCAGGAGAACAAAACGGAAUGCUCCAACCUUGAAGACAAGACAUCUGACUAUUGCUCCAAAGAAAAAUACUGCAAAAUCCUGAGGUGCAACAGUUUCAUCCUGGAGAAGGAAUCCGCUGUGGAGUUUGUGUUGUCGGGAGAUGUACAAUUCAAGGAUCUCAAACAACAAGCAUCGAAUAUUGCCUUUUUCAAGAGAUAUACUGGAGACAGUGCAGAGGUUAAAUUCAAAAGUUUUCUGCAGGUCGAUUAUAACAAGCAAAAAUAUGUGCUGAAACCUUACAAACAAGAGGAAAAAUCUGAUGAAAGUGGCCUGUGGAAAAACAGAGAUCCAACUGUACAAUGGUGCAGUGAAGUUCGGGCUGAAUUUGUAAUCCCCCCCGAUCGACUCCUGAUCAUCUUGACUGGAGCUGGACUGGGACUGUUGCUUCUGAUCAUACUCACAAUCAUCAUGUUUAAGUUGGGUUUCUUUAAGAGGAAAACACUUGAGGAUUAUCAAGCGGAAGAUGAUGCUCUCCAGGCUGGCUCACCGACUGAGUUCAUCCCUUUCCCCAGCAAUGGAACAGGCAGCCAGCCAGAGACGGAUGCCAAAUCUGAUCAACCUCUAGAGGAAAAGAAGCUUCUUAAUAGUGAUGAUGAAACCAACAAUCCUUCACUGGAUGAUAUAGAGAAAAAGACUGAUGCCACUUGGAACCCUUCAUCAUUCCCAAGUUUGGAAGAACUGAAAAUAACUGAAGAUUGAUGAACCAGCCAAGCUAACACAAUCCACCUAGCAGGUCAUUUCCAAAGCUUUUUCAAUUACAAGCCAAAAUUCAUUUAAGUAGAGCAAAAACCAAAGUGUUAGUUUUAUGUCCAUUUAUAAGUUAGUACUUUGUAUGUAAUUGAGCUUGGACAGGCUUUGACUAGUCUUUCCUGAACUACUGAUACCAAUCAACAGAUUGAAAAUUAGAUAAAGAUUUAGUUUUUUACUGAUGAUCCACUGCGGUUUAUUUCCAGAGCUAGCAAUUUCCCAGUCAUACUCGGCAUUUAGCAUUUUCAUAAGUCUUAUUCAUACCUACGCAUUGAAUCUAUGAAGAAGUACAGAAAUGCAGCCUAAAUCCUGCCCCCUUACCGACAUAUUGUACUGGUGACCUUUUACAGUCAGAGUAAGCCAGCCAAUUGAGCUGCGGUGACAUCCCACUCCUACUGUGAACCAAAACACACUUUCAACUUAACAACAAAAAGUUAUCCCUCAGGUGGUGUCAGUAUUGGUUGCGUUUUCUCUUGCCUUUCCUCCUCUACUCUGCUAAUGCUAAAAACUGUUUAACGUGUAUUUUGAUUUCUUCUUUUGUCCCAAACGGCAUGUGCGUAUUUUAUGUACAGCCUGUUAAGUGGUCCUCUAGAUACAUCUGGCUGUUUGAAAGGUUGGUGGAAAGGUAGUAAGGGCUCAGGAUGUCUUCACUGUCCACCCAUAGCAGAAUAUAUAAAUUGCUUUAAAUAUUACCAUUAAUUGUUAGAAGAGCCCAUGUUUUUCUUGCCGUUUGUUGCAAAUCAAGGGUAGAAAACAUUCGCUCUGUCCUGGGAGUAAGCUGGUUUUCUGGUUUCUUCAAACCUGCAAUGCAAUCAGCAUAAUCACUUCUUCAAGAUGUGAUUAUUCAACACCUAAAUAUUUGUAUGCCGUCCUGACUCGAAGUAGAGUAAACAGAGGGAGGUCAUUUGCUCUGCUAUUUCACACUAUUACUCACAUUUUUAUUCUCAAACAACACAUGGCUGUUUCAGAUUUUUGUAAAAAAAAAAAAA
This is a messenger RNA of Notolabrus celidotus (New Zealand spotty), 4706 nucleotides long. RefSeq names its product integrin alpha-M. Gene Ontology annotation, cellular component: integrin complex; external side of plasma membrane. The record is from RefSeq and is a predicted model, not a curated record. Lineage: Eukaryota; Metazoa; Chordata; Actinopteri; Labriformes; Labridae. Gene Ontology annotation, biological process: cell adhesion mediated by integrin; cell-cell adhesion; integrin-mediated signaling pathway. Gene Ontology annotation, molecular function: integrin binding.